AGCGUUUUACAAGCGAGUUGCCUCCUGCGCGCGUGUUCGUACGAGCGCGCCAGACAGUCGGCCUCUUGUGCAGCGAAUAGAAAUAGAGAAACGAACAAACGGAUUACUUUACAGCGAAUUAGAUUGCCCAUGUCGUCCUCUCCCGGAGGCGGAGGAGCACGGCGGCGGCACACUCGCCACUCCGAGCGAUUCACAGCGCGACGCCUUUCGCAACCGACCUGUCAGUGGCAGGGUGGAGGACGUGGAGUGCGAGGAGGAGGGCAGCGAGGCCUCGGAGGCGCCGGAGGGCGGCGCCACCUCGCCCGUCACGCCCACCAUCGACACCAUUCUGUCCUCGCUCAGUUGGGCUGACCAGGUUGAUGCCAUGGAGUCACUAGAAGAGUUGCGACAUCCUGGAAGGGUUUUGCACAUCCACGAGAAGCUGUCAUCGCCCUCAAGGAAACGCUCCUUGUCUGAAAAAAUGAGGCGUCACGAGGAGAAGCUGGCCAAAGCUCAGGAAUUACGGGAGAAGCUUAUCCAGGCAAAAACUGAUAAGCUUAAAGAUUUAUUCAAGAAGAUUGAAGAAGUCCGUCAAGAUAAGGAACUGCUUCUGGGUGAGAAGAGAGACCUGUUCCAACGAAAGAUGAAAAGAGCCGAAGAGAAGAGACGACAGCACUUGCAGGAGAUCAUAAACAAAGCUCAUGAUGAGGAAAAUAAAGCAAAGGAAAUUGCUUUCAUUAAUGGGCUAGAAGCUAAGAAUAAGUUGCAUGACAUUAUGCAACAACAUCAGAGCCAUGAAUCUCGUUUGGCUGACAUGGCUGAGGAGAGAACAAGAAGACAGGAGGAAAAGGCAGCAAAGGAAAUGGCAGCUCAGGAGAGAAGGAGAGCUCUUGAAGCAGAGAGACAGGCUCGUAUGGCUGAACUUUGUGAGAAGCGGAGAAGACGAUGUGAACGCAUAGACCGGAGACAGGCUGAACGGCGAGAGGAGUUGCUGGAACAAGCGAGGGAGAAAGCAAGAGACCGAGAGGAGAGAUUGUCUGCACUUCAGCAAGCACAACAAGCAAAGGAGACUGAGUUGGUGAAGAAGAUCCAGCAGAAGCAAGAGGAGUCAGCUCGACGGCAUGAGGAAAAUAUUGAGCAGAUUCGUCAGCGGGCACUUGAGUCUUCCAUCAUGAAGUAUUCCAGAGGCUGUGAUGAUGCACCCAAACUCAUCAGAUAUGAAACCAAAAAGCUUUGCACUCUCUGUAACUCCCUGAUAACAAGUGAAGUAUAUUUGUUGAGUCACCUGCGCGGCCGACACCACCAAGAGGCCCUAAGAGCACUUCACCAGGGCGGCGAUAUUUCCAACGAGGACAGUGAAACCUAUAAUCUCAAACACAUCAUAGAUGCCCCGGCCAAUAUUGAUGAUCCACAGGUUACAAGAGACAAAGAAAGACAAAAAGCCUUGAAGCGAAGAUGCAAAAAAAUCCGCACUCGGAUGACGACUAGAGGCAAGGAGUAUGAGACUACUUUCAAGCCUGCAACAUUGAAGGACUCUCCCAAUAAGUUGCGCAUAAUGAAGGCCCUGCAACAAAUUGUCAAGCUCGUUGCAAACCAGGGAUCUGGGCCGUGGCUCACUGCUGAUUUGACCGCCUUAGACAGACCACUGUUGGAGCUCCUGAGAAUACUAGAGAAGAAAGAGAAGCUUGAUCAGGCAAUGUUCAGUGCACAAAGUGGGUUCGUGAAACUGAAUUCAGUUCUGAAAGUGAUACUCGAUGCCACAGAGCAGAGGCCAUGUGUAUUGCCUGCCAAAUCCCUUGGGUUCUGUGGACGUGUGCUGCUGGGUGCCUGCAGGAACAACCCAGAUAAUUGCCGCUAUAUCUUAUACUCCAAUCUGGCAGGAACUCUGAUUGAUUAUCUCAUGCAGCGACUGAAUGAAUUAGUAAUUGAAACGACAAGAGUGGGAAGCAAUGGCAGUAUAAAUACCAUUGUUAAUCUUCCUUCAGAUGCUGCAAUUGGUGCAAUGUUUGAGGUUCUUGCGGAGAUGGCACAGGUGCUGUGUGACUCUGACUUGAAGUCUGGUUUGUCAUCGCAAAAUCAGUCUCAGAAGGAUCAGGCAGAAACUACCUGGCUAAGAAUACAGGAUGUAGUAAGCUAUUGUGUCAGUGUGGGAUUAGCAGACAAAAUCUCAUGGUACUUCAGCCAUGUGCAGGGGCCUCUGGACAAUGAUGUAGGUGUUGUAGAGAUCAUACUUGCAGCCAUGAGGCACAUCUCUGCACUUGCAAAGUGCCUCUCCUUCAGGUCACUGCCUGACGAUCCUACACAGCUGAUUGGCACUUUGCACGUGACUGAUGCAUGUGGAGUUGUAAGUCUCCUGUAUGGUCUGCUUUUGCAUCAGGGAGGUAGGUCAUCCAUGGCGCAGGCUCCAGCAAAGCUAUCAAAGAUGACAGAGGCACUUACCAUCGAAGCCACAACCUUGCUGCACCAGCUAGCAUCACUGGAUCUGAACAUGUUUCAGGGAAUUUUGGGCAGUGAGGGCAUAUCCCUCGAGUUACGUCAUAUUGCCAGCUACCUCCUUUGGUACUGCUCCCAUUGGCCAUGUGAUGAUAUUCUGCACAAUGUUAUACCUUUAGUGGGAUUCUUUGCUGUUAACAACAAAGAAAAUCAAAUGGUCAUCCAGAGUGGAGAGAUGCCGAGCGUGCUGCAGCAGCUGUGCAACCUCCCAUGGCAGUACUUCAGUGAACCCCGCCUUACAGCCGUGCUCUUCCCAACUCUCCUUGCGUGCAGCCUGGGCAACCAUGACAACAUGCUCAUACUGCAGCAAGAAAUGAGUUUCCAGGUACUCGAAGACUUCCUGCACAACAGCCAAGCUUUAGACAAACCUCUUGUCCAUAUUCUUCGCAGAACCUAUGUCCAAGGUUAAGAAAGUUAGAGAAUGUAGAGUAUUACAUUUACUUGAAUUUGUAUCUUCUUUACAAAUUUUUAUCUUUGUACAACUCGUUACUUUUGUACGCGGUGGAUGGCUUUUAUGUACAUCCCUAGAAAUCUCAAAUAAUCUCAUGAAACCUAUGUGAUUUAAACCCAUAGAGCCUUUUUAUUUAUGUGACAAAACAUACUAUGUGCCAGAUUUUUUUUUCUUCUGUUUUUGCUAGGAAACAUGGACUCAUUCUACACAAGUGAGAAGGAAUCACUGGGGUGUUGUGAUAUGUGGAAUUAUUAUACAGGAAUUCCACCCUGUUACGAGAAAGGGAGAUCUAUUAUGCAGGGAUUCCAUUUCAUUGGGAAAGAGAUCCAUGUUUGGCAUUUUAUGCUUUGUUGUAAUUAGAGUAUUGUUACUCUUUAAGUAAAGAGUUACGUGUUAGUUUUGCCAUUUUAACCCUGAAUUGGGUUGAAAGUUUUCUUUUCUUAUUUUUUCUGCUUAAAUCAGGCAUUUUGAUGAGCUUUGUCAUAAACACUUGCACUACAGGUAUUUGUUAGUGAUAGGCAUGUAAAGGUGAUAAGAAACAUUCCAAAAUUUCAUGGAGAGAAGUGUAGAUUUACCAAGAGCAACAGUUUGCUACUUGCAGAAUUCCUAAACAUUUGUUCCUGCCAUAUAUUACUCUCACAGAUAUUAAUAACAAGUGUGCAUUUAUACUGUUACAGCUAUGAGAGCUUAAUGUUCCAAUAUGUUAACAUGAUUGACAUUUACUGUUCAUAGAUUAACUGAAAUGAAAUAAAUUUCAGGAUUCAUGGAUAUUAUCGUUAAAAGUUAUUACCAAGUUAAUUCCAGUGAAUGAGGAUACUAUGAAAUAAUAUGACUAGUGCCAUUGCGAUGUACCAAGUGUAUCUUGAAGCUUUUACUCUAUACUGUUUACUGAACAUUGCAGUCACUUAGCCAAAAAUAAUAGUAUGUGAUAAUAACUAGUGAAUAGAUAGGCCUUAGGCUAGAUAUGUUGUUGGUUUUCACAAUGUAGACUUUACUAUACAUUGUUGCCUUAAGAUGUUAGUCACACAGUUAUUGUUAUUAUUAUUUUGUUUUCAAGUUGCAAUUUUCAGUAUUUGUGAAUUCCAGGAGAGUCAUAUUUUUAUUUUGUUUCACGUCUCUAGCUGUACCUCAUUUUCUUAAUGAAAAGUUAAAAACAAAAAAUAAAACAAAACACAAUAGCCAAAAAAAAAAAAAAAAAAAAGAUAAUUAGAAAUAUUUGUUGAUUCCCAUGACUUGAAUAUUUCCUUUGUACAUUAUAGUUCUGUAAAUGUGUGAUUAACAUACCUAUGAAAAGCAAGUCUCUGCCUUCUUGUGUGGAUGAGAGUAGAGAGUAAAUGCAUUACAUGCACAAUGGGCAUGAGAUAGAGAUAGCAAUUGCAUGUCUUUCAAAUUUCAUUGCUCUCAGUUAAUACAUUCGGUGAGGCUGCCCUGAAAUAUUGUAUUAACUGCAUAUUAUAUGUAUUGGGAAGUAUAACUGUGGUACAGCAAUACUGAUAAGCAGAGGGGAAACUGAACAAGGCCAGUUCUUGCUGACAGUAAGCAAUGUUUUAACAUUUUCAUAUUCAGAUAUUUCAGUGAAGAAAGAGAUGCAACUGUCUGUGGUAUUCAAGUAAAAUUACAAACUUUUGAGUGUCCUUGCAGGGUUAUUUUUCAUGUAUAUUAUUUUGUGUUUCUGGCUGAAUAUAAUUGUCAUUUCAGUUAGAAAAAUCUGUCAUCAGAGUAUGAGGAAAGUAUAGAAUUCUUCCACACAUAACUUAAAGACUUCCUUUGAUAUGUAUAUGAAUGCAGAGGGCAAGAGUGAUGCAAGAGCGAUGUUUUUACUAACCAGUUAGGGGAUUAUUGCCUACUCAAUGCGCAUAUGGUCUUUAUUCUCUUUAAUUAUUUCUUCUUUUGCUGUCCUGUUAUCCCCACAGAUAUAGGAGUAUCUGUUAAUUGUUAUCAUUAUCAGUAUCAUUAGCAGUAUCAUUAACAUUAUCAUUAUUA
Penaeus chinensis is the source of this 4906-nucleotide messenger RNA. RefSeq names its product S phase cyclin A-associated protein in the endoplasmic reticulum-like (gene ssp3). The record is from RefSeq and is a predicted model, not a curated record. The transcript is spliced from 15 exons. NCBI's taxonomy places the organism in Eukaryota, Metazoa, Arthropoda, Malacostraca, Decapoda, Penaeidae. The coding region runs from base 365 to 2881 and encodes 838 amino acids.